Caenorhabditis angaria is the source of this 3559-nucleotide messenger RNA. NCBI's taxonomy places the organism in Eukaryota, Metazoa, Nematoda, Chromadorea, Rhabditida, Rhabditidae. The record is from the annotation of a GenBank genome assembly.
UUGGAACCAUCGUCUGGUGAAGAAGAGGAUUCGGCGUCGGGAUCACACUCGAGACGAGGACGGUUCGCAGCAGCCGCGGCAUCGCAUCAAAGACAACAACAACAAGUAGUUCAAGCUAAUAAAGCACCAUCUGAAGCGGCCAGUUUAUCAGGUUCAGCAGAUAUGAGCAGCUCUGAAGAGGUGAGCGAUUUUGGGAGGGUAGGAAAACGUGGAGACUCUAAUUGCAUUUUUUCUAUUAAAAUACUUACGGGAAAAUUGAUCAAAUUUUAUUGUUUUGGCUCAUUUUCAUUUUUAAAAACCCCAAAUUUGAGCUAAAAAGAAUUUCAAAGAGUGAAACUUUGAUUUCAAGCCUGUAAUUCCCUUUUCUAGACCAGAAUUGACCAAAUUCCGAGAUUUUCAACACAAAACUCGUCAAAUUUCCUUCUCUGGCUCUAAAUCAUCGAAAUUUGAUGAGUUCCGGCUCAAAAUUCUCCAAAACUCCACAUUUCAACUUCCUACCUCAAAAUAUAUCAAAUUUCACGAUUUUCAGUCUAGAAUUCAUCAGAUUUCAAGUUUAUAUGUUCAAAAUUCAUCGAAAAUCCCAAAUUUGAGCUUAAAAGAUUUCCUAGAGAGAGAGGCUAAAAACAUGAAUUAUUUAUCGAUUUUGCGCGCCUAAUCCUCUUUCCCGCUGAAAUUUGAUUAUAAAGCGUCAUUUUUCUCGAUUCGAUAGGGAAUUGGACUUUUUUACUUGAUAUAGAACUAUAUUUUUGUCCAGAAAAUUUCCACGAUAUCUCAGAGAAGGUCUGGCUGGAACGGCGCGGUUCGCGAAACCCAAAAUCUGCCAAUCCGCGGCUGACACAAGAACUUUAGCGAAACGUCCGCGAAAUUAUACUCCGCUGUUAGCGAAACGUCCGCGCAAUGCACUCUCGAAAUAUAAAAAUGCUUCACUACCCCUGAUAAUUAUCAGAAGUUAGUAUUGACUUGUAGUUCCAACCCGGCCUCGAUCCCAAUCCUGUCGUUUUGUAGUCAUCCAUCUUCCUUGCUGCGCUAUCCUCGUUGUCGCGUACGCGAUACAAUUUAUCCUUUUUGUACCCUCCCUCUCGAGUCCAUCCGCUGAUCCGCGAAAAACGCAAAAAAAUCAAAUUUCCAAGUCAAAAAAUUUCGCGCAAACCUCACCCAAGAACCUGGAGAAGUAGGGAAAAAAUUGCCCACCUGGGUUUAUUUUCAAAAAUUGCCCACCUAGUAAAAAAAAAUUUGCCCACCUGAGGCUCGCCUUAAAGACCCUAAAAAAAAUUUGCCCACCUGAGGCUCGCCUUAAAGACCCUAAAAAAAUUUGCCCGCCUGAGGCUCGCCUUAAAGACCCUAAAAAAUUUGCCCACCUGAGGCUCGCCUUAAAGACCCUAAAAAAAUUUGCCCAGCUGAGGCUCGCCUUAAAGACCCUAAAAAAUUUUUGCCCAGCUGAGGCUCGCCCUAAAGACCCUAAAAAAUUUUUGCCCACCUGAGGCUCGCCUUAAAGACCCUAAAAAAUUUGCCCACCUGAGGCUCGCCUUAAAGACCCUAAAAAAAUUUGCCCACCUGAGGCUCGCCUUAAAGACCCUAAAAAAAAUUGCCCACCUGAGGCUCGCCUUAAAGACCCUAAAAAAUUUUGCCCACCUGAGGCUCGCCUUAAAGACCCUAAAAAUUUUGCCCACCUGGGGUUCGCCUUAAAGACCCUAAAAUUUUUUUGCCCACCUAGAUUUUUCGAAAAAAAUUGCCCACCUAGGUUUUCCGAAAAAAAAUUGCCCACCUGGAAUUCCAGGUGUUGGGUGAGGUUUGAAUUUCGCGGAAUGCGCGAAAUUAGACUCUCAUUGGCUGAAGUUUCGCUGUCCGCGAAAUUUUUUUCGCGGAAUCCGCGUAAUGAUUUUCACCCAAAAAUCGGUGAAAAAUCGUCCGCGGACCGCGCCGUUCAAGCCAUACUUUCUCUGAGAUUUUAAAGUUUUCUAUUUAUUUACUGCUAACAAGAUCUCUGAGAUUUCAUUCUUAGCUUUUUUCUCAAUACUUUUCUAAACUAUAUUACUUCCUCAGAGAAAUAGGAAAAUUUUUGAACCCUAUUUUCUUAACCCCCAAAUUUUAAACAAAAAAAAUCGCGUUAUCAGUUUUGGUCUCAGCUGGUUUUUCUUUUCCUUCUUUCUCAAUACAUUUCUUCUUCUUUUUUCUUCCCCUUUCUUCUUUUUUAUAUUUAUAAUAUGACAAAAAAUAGAUAAUCAAUAACUGUUUCUUAUGAGUUGUACAAAUUCGACGGUUAGCCAAUUUCCCCUUUCUCCUCUCGUAAAAUUGAAAAUUCUUGCAGGUUUCCUGGAUCACUUGGUUCUGCGGAUUGCGUGGAAAUGAGUUCUUCUGCGAAGUCGACGAGGAAUACAUUCAAGAUCGUUUCAAUUUGACUGGACUCAAUGAGCAAGUUCCAAAAUAUCGACAAGCGCUCGAUAUGAUUUUGGAUUUGGAGCCGGAAGACGAGUUGGAGGACAAUGCGACGAAUACGGAUUUGGUCGAACAAGCCGCCGAAAUGUUGUAUGGUUUGAUUCAUGCUAGAUAUAUUUUGACGAAUCGCGGAAUUGGACAGAUGAUUGAGAAAUGGCGCGAUCAUGAUUUUGGAGUUUGUCCGCGUGUUUAUUGUGAAAAUCAACCAAUGCUUCCAAUUGGUAAGUUUUGAAAUAUGGAAAUUUGGUAGCACAGAUAUAUCAGGUUUUUUUUGUUCUCAAAAAAAUAAGAUUUUUAAUGAAGUGUAGGUUUUCUAGUAGAUUUCGACCCGCUGAUCACGAUUCCGUCGACUAAAAUUACCGAACUCAACUCCUAAAAAGAGUUAUGACGUGGCAAAGUUCGGAAAUUUCAAAAAAUCGGCGGUCAAAACUCGCUUUCAAAUCGGUUUUCUGAACAACGCUAUAACAUCAGAUUUUGACGAAAAACGAGUUUUGACCUCCAAAAGUCGCAAUUUUUCACAAUUUUCCAACUUUGCCACGUCAUAACUCAUGUUAGAAGUUGAGCUUUGUAAUUUUAGACAACGGAAUCGUGAUCAGCGUGUCGAAAAUUACUAGAAAACAUGAAAACAUUUCAUUAAAAAUCUCGAUUUCAACUUGAAACAGUUCGGAUUUGCUACUUCCAAAGCUGAAUUCCACACAUCGUUUUUCGAUUCAAAGCCUAGAUCUAUUUAUAACUCCAAAUCCAUAUUUGCAGGUUUAUCCGAUGUUCCCGGCGAAGCAAUGGUCAAACUCUAUUGUCCACGUUGCAAUGACGUGUUCAUCCCACGCUCUUCCCGCCAUCAACACACCGAUGGAAGCUACUUUGGCACCGGCUUCCCGCACAUGCUCUUCUUUGUUCACCCAGAUCUCCGCCCACGUAAACCAGUCACUCAAUUUGUUCCAAAGUCAGUUGUUUUUCUUUUUCGAAAUUUUUUAUAUCAUCCUAAUUCUUUUUUUAUAGGUUGUAUGGAUUCAAGAUUCACCCAAGAGCUUAUGGAGGUCAAGAAACUCCAUCGACUGGUCAAAGUAAUUCAAGCGCGCCCCAAAAUCAGGCAAAUAAUCAGUUCAAUAAUUAUGGAGUUUAG